CGUGCCCCGCUAUGAUCGAGAGACGAGGGAAUAAAUGGCAGUAAAGAACGAGAAAGCUAACGUAAGAGGAGAUCGAGAAGGGGAGGGAGGCGGACUCAUUAAAGAGCUCAGUUUCGUUAUUCUUCCAUCGGAGAGAGUGGCGACAAAGGAGGAGCAGAAGAUGCAGUUUUGCGAGAAGAACACGGAGGGGGCUGUCGCUAGGAGCAGAGGAGCUUGAAAAGGUCGAAUUUUUCUGAAGCUUCACGUACCUCCGAGUGUCGUCCCUUCUCGUCCCCUGCUGCUGCCGCUUCUCGAUCACCGGUCGAACAUUGACGGAGUGUUGAUUUGCUAUGGUCGUUCGAGAACGAGUAAUGAAAGCGAGCAUGCGGUGAUUUGGGACUUUCCGGGCCCUUCCCGUCGCCUCUCGCCUCCACUGGUCCAAGAACAGAGCACCUGCUCUGAUCUCCUCCUCCUUUCCUCUUUUUCUUCUCUCUCUUCCCCCUACUUCUUGUUUCUUGAGAGAAAAAGAUUGGAUCUUUAAUACAUUGGAAGGUUGGGGACAGCGACAGUUCAUAGAACAGUAGUGUAAAACGGCGGGGAAACGAUGAGCGCGAGCUGGCGAGGCCGCUCCAACCUCCAAAGCUUCCUCGAAUCCACGACUCCUUCGGUGCCGCCCCACAAACUCCCAAAGUCAUGGUGUCGAGAUCUGAGCAAUCUUUGGCAACUGGACGGGAAGGACAGCGUGGAGUUCUUCAACCUUGGAGACCUGUGGGAGCAGUACUACGAGUGGAGCGCCUACGGUGCCGGUGUGCCGGUCAGCCUGCACAGUGGAGAGAUGGCAGUCCAAUACUAUGUGCCAUACCUUUCCGGUGUUCAGAUAUACACUAACAAAGCUCCUGCUGCUCCCAGUGAGCACGAGUACAAGAAGCUGGCCAGUUCAGAUGCUGCAUCCGAGUGCUUAGAAGACGCAAGGAGAACCAGAGAGCGGAUUGGGCACAUGUACUUUGAGUUCUUCGAGAGCUCUUCUCCUUAUGGAAGGAUUCCACUACUGAACAAGGUGCUUGAAUUGGCUCAGUCCUACCCAGGAUUGACAUCUUUCAAGAGCACAGAGCUCUCUCCUGCUAGUUGGAUGUCUGUGGCCUGGUAUCCUAUUUAUCAUAUCCCAACCAGACGAAGCGUGAAGGAUCUGUCCGUGUGCUUCUUGACUUACCACACAUUGUCCUCUUUGUUUCAAGAUCAGAUUCAUGAGAGCUUGACAAAUGAUCUGACCUCGUUCAGAGACGGGAAGAAGAAUGGAAUGAAACCCGAAGAGAAGUGCGACCGCAUCUCUCUUCCUCCAUUUGGUCUGGCCACUUACAAGCUUCAAGGGAGCCUGUGGACGAUGGCUGGCACAGGAGAUCAUGAGAGAAUCACCUCCCUCCUCGGUGCUGCAAAGUCAUGGCUGCAGCAGCUUGAAGUCCAGCACCAUGAUUUCACCUAUUUCACGACACACUUCGUAUGAACAACACCAUUGGUCAAACACUGCCUCGGUCUGCCGUAGUAACUUGUCGUGUUAAUAUGUUGAGGAUAACUACAAUGAAGAGAACCUUCUUAGGGUGACCGGAGAUCAUAACAAAGAAAUCUCAAGACUUUAUGAUCC
This is a messenger RNA of Musa acuminata subsp. malaccensis (wild Malaysian banana), 1618 nucleotides long. RefSeq lists its product as uncharacterized. The record is from RefSeq and is a predicted model, not a curated record. NCBI's taxonomy places the organism in Eukaryota, Viridiplantae, Streptophyta, Magnoliopsida, Zingiberales, Musaceae.